AUGGCUCAAUGCAAAGGUCUGCUUCAUGUCUUGAUGGCUCUCUGCUUCUUCGCUCUCACCGUCGAAGGUUGUCUUUACGGCUGUUUCUACUUCGUUUAUGUGGUGUGGUCGAAGUUUGCUUCAUCAAUUUCACGCCUAUUCACCACAUCGAAUGUUAGUAACAUUUAUAUUUUAAUUGAAACGAUAAUUGAAAUGAUUGCAGAUACCUGUUACAGUCCGACUAGGAAAUCGAUCAGCUAUUGGACAGCAGGACACUGGGAUCGUACGACAAAUAACUUCUACUGGAAUCGUUACACAGCAAGUAUAAAUAAAACCAAAAUUGAGUUCCCCGCUGGAAUCGACGUUUAUCUCAGCAACAGCAAUAACAAUGAAGAUUGCUUGGAAUUGGUUCAAAAUAGUGACAAAUUUGAGGUGAACGAUGUGUCCUGUAACAACUUGAAAAUCGCAAAUUCUGCAGUAAAGCUCUGCUCCAUAUGCCAAGCUCUGUAA
Molecule: messenger RNA, 489 nt
Organism: Helobdella robusta
Lineage: Eukaryota; Metazoa; Annelida; Clitellata; Rhynchobdellida; Glossiphoniidae
Exons: 2
Coding region: 1-489 (162 amino acids)
Source: RefSeq, a predicted model, not a curated record